AUGGAAAGUGGCGACGUGGAUCACUCCCUAAGGCACUUUCAAUUGUUACAAGAAACUCAAAGUCAAAUCGAGAUCUUAAAUAACCAAAUCGCCAAGAUCAACAAGCACAUUUCCACCCAAAAGAUCAAAAGCAAACGAGCCGAAACCGGAAUUGAAGUGCUAAACUACACGCGUGAGGAUCAAAAGGUAUACAAGCAAGUCUCCAGGUUGCUAAUUCUGAGAGACAAGGUAGAGUUAAAAAACGAAUUUGAACGCGAAAAGGAAGAUUCUCUAGCGGAUUUGCCAAAGCUAGAGGGUGUAAAGAAUCAACUGGUUGCCAAACUUGGAGGUCUAAACGCUCAGUUUGUUGAAUUAAGUAGGCAGAUUAGAGAAGCACAAUCAGUGUAA
Molecule: messenger RNA, 387 nt
Organism: Theileria equi strain WA
Lineage: Eukaryota; Apicomplexa; Aconoidasida; Piroplasmida; Theileriidae
Exons: 3
Coding region: 1-387 (128 amino acids)
Biological process (GO): protein folding
Cellular component (GO): prefoldin complex
Source: RefSeq, a predicted model, not a curated record